GAUAUCAUUUUAUCUUUUAUUUCUCUAUCAUACACUCACACUCACACACACACACAUCAAAAAAAAAUGUCCGACGAUAUGAUUCAUAUUGUGCUUUUCAAAUUUGACCUUGAAAAGCUCGCCGCUGAGUUUCCGGGCGAUGAACUCCAGAAGGCUGCGAAGCAUCUCGAAAAGGUUGUUCCUGGUCUUAUUAAUAUAUCUUUAACUCCCAGGCGAUUGCCGAAGGGCGGGAAUGCGAAUAACAAUAGCGGAUACAACUACAUAUUGAUAUCAAGGCAUGACGACUUGGCUGCGUUGAAGGUGUAUGCGGAUCAUAUCGACCACAAGGCCUUCCAAGACCGCAUCCGCAAGUGCUUCCUUGCACCACCUCUACGUGUGGAUAUUAACAUCAAUGCCAAGCUUUAAUCAUAAAAUAAGGGCUAUUUUUCAUUUUAUUUUUUUAAUUGGGAAUCGUUAAUUUGUUUGUAGGGUCUUUUCCAAAUCUGAUCUAUAUACAGAAAGAUCUAUUAGGAGUUUCAAAAUAUCGUGUCUCUGUUCUUAAUCAGGGUUAAUAAAGUGAAACCUGUUGUUCUGAGAUUUAAAAUUUAUCAUGUAUGGGGGCAUCACAAGAGCUAAA
Molecule: messenger RNA, 616 nt
Organism: Phytomonas sp. EM1
Lineage: Eukaryota; Euglenozoa; Kinetoplastea; Trypanosomatida; Trypanosomatidae
Source: the annotation of a GenBank genome assembly